AUGAUCACGUCAACCCCGGGGUACACGCUCCAUGGCAAUCCUGUAACACAGCCGUACACACUUCACGUCAACCCGGGAAAACAACCGUACACACUCCACGUCAACCCCGCAACACAGCCGUACACACUCCACGUCAACCCCGUAAUACAGCCGUACACACUUCACGUCAACCCGGGAACACAGCCGUACACACUCCACGUCAACCCCGCAACACAGCCGUACACACUCCACGUCAACCCCGCAACACAGCCGUACACACUCCACGUCAACCCUGCAACACUGCCGUACACACUCCACGUCAACCCGGGAACACAGCCGUACACACUCCACGUCAACCCUGCAACACAGCCGUACACACUCCACGUCAACCCGGGAACACAGCCGUACACACUCCACGUCAACCCCGCCACACAGCCGUACACACUCCACGUCAACCCUGCAACACUGCCGUACACACUCCACGUCAACCCGGGAACACAGCCGUACACACUCCAUGUCAACCCGGGAACACAGCAGUACACACUCCACGUCAACCCUGCAACACAGCAGUACACACUCCACGUCAACCCGGGAACACAGCCGUACACACUCCAUGUCAACCCGGGAACACAGCAGUACACACUCCACGUCAACCCUGCAACACAGCCGUACACACUCCACGUCAACCCCGCAACACAGCCGUACACACUCCACGUCAACCCAACAACACAGCCGUACACACUCCAUGUCAGCCCGGUAACACAGCAGUACACACUCCAUGUCAACCCCGCAACACAGCCGUACACACUCCACGUCAACCCCGGAACACAGCCGUACACACUCCACGUCAACCCCGCAACACAGCCGUACACACUCCAUGUAAACCCGGUAACACAGCAGUACACACUCCAUGUCAACCCCGCAACACAGCCGUACACACUCCAUGUCAGCCCGGUAACACAGCAGUACACACUCCAUGUCAACCCCGCAACACAGCCGUACACACUCCAUGUCAACCCCGGAACACAGCCGUACACACUCCACGUCAACCCCGCAACACAGCCGUACACACUCCACGUCAACCCCGGAACACAGCCGUACACAUUCCACGUCAACCCUGCAACACAGCCGUACACACUCCACCCGUACACACUCCAUGUCAACCCCGCAACACAGCCGUACACACUCCACGUCAACCCCGCAACACAGCCCUACACACUUCACGUCAACCCCGCAACACAGCCGUACACACUCCACGUCAACCCCGCAACACAGCCCUACACACUUCACGUCAACCCCGCAACACAGCCGUACACACUCCACGUCAACCCCGCAACACAGCCGUACACACUCCAUGUCAACCCCGCAACACUGCCGUACACACUCCAUGUCAACCCCGCAACACAGCAGUACACACUCCACGUCAACCCCGCAACACAGCCGUACACACUCCAUGUCAACCCCGCAACACUGCCGUACACACUCCACGUCAACCCCGCAACACAGCCCUACACACUUCACGUCAACCCCGCAACACAGCCGUACACACUCCACGUCAACCCCGCAACACAGCCCUACACACUUCACGUCAACCCCGCAACACAGCAGUACACACUCCACGUCAACCCCGCAACACAGCCGUACACACUCCAUGUCAACCCCGCAACACUGCCGUACACACUCCACGUCAACCCAAAAACACAGCCCUACACACUUCACGUCAACCCUGAAACACAGCCGUACACCCUCAACCCGUACACCCUCAACGUCAACCCCGGAACACAGCCGUACACACUCCACAUCAACCCCCCAACACAGCCGUACACGCUCCACGUCAACCCUGAAACACAGCCGUACACCCUCAACGUCAACCCCGGAACACAGCCGUACACGCUCCACGUCAACCCUGAAACACAGCCGUACACCCUCAACGUCAACCCCGGAACACAGCCGUACACGCUCCACGUCAACCCCACAACACAGCCGUACACCCUCAACGUCAACCCCGGAACACAGCCGUACACGCUCCACGUCAACCCUGAAACACAGCCGUACACGCUCCACGUCAACCCCACAACACAGCCGUACACGCUCCACGUCAACCCUGCAACACUUACAACCCUCAUAGCACCCUAUUGCUCCUCGUGA
Molecule: messenger RNA, 2127 nt
Organism: Haliotis rufescens (red abalone)
Lineage: Eukaryota; Metazoa; Mollusca; Gastropoda; Lepetellida; Haliotidae
Product: dynein heavy chain-like
Exons: 3
Coding region: 1-2127 (708 amino acids)
Source: RefSeq, a predicted model, not a curated record